Gadus morhua (Atlantic cod) is the source of this 1415-nucleotide messenger RNA. It is a transcript of the gene susd3, whose product is annotated as sushi domain containing 3. Gene Ontology annotation, cellular component: plasma membrane. The record is from RefSeq and is a predicted model, not a curated record. NCBI's taxonomy places the organism in Eukaryota, Metazoa, Chordata, Actinopteri, Gadiformes, Gadidae. Bases 127 to 1116 code for a protein of 329 amino acids. The transcript is spliced from 5 exons.
GAAAUUUCGAGUUGGCGCAACACAGUCGCGGUUCAGGAUCCCUUCCUGCUGACCCACUGGGCACCGAGGAGGCAAGGCUCUCGGUCGAUGUGGACGGGUCGAAGAGCGGACUAGGGUUGUGUCAGUAUGGCAGGGGCAACGUCGAUAACAUCUCUUGAGCCCGCGAAUGACAGUCGUGCCAAAAACAUUGGAGCCCUCGCCCAGCAGUGCACCCCCAGGCCUCGGCCAUCCCUGGGCACCCAGAGGGUCAUCCAGGGCAACGGAACCAACGUGGGCACCGUCAUCUCCUUGCAGUGCCCAGACCACACCAGGCUGAUGGGCAGUAAUGUGGUGUGUGAAAUGAGCCCCAGCAGCCCCCAGUGGGUCGGGGAAACCUAUUGUAGCCCCAUGUCUGCCUACGGGGAGUUUGGUUUCCGCGUUGCCGUGUGGGCGUCCAUCGUGAGCUCCUGCGUCAUUGUGGUGCUGACCAUGGCCUUCAUCAUCUGCUGUCUGCAUGCGCGCUUCAAGACGAAGACGAGGAAGAGAAGCCACCAAAAGAGUUUGAUGCUUUGCGGCCACAGGGAGACAGAGGAGGAAGAGUGGCUUCGUAGGCAGUGUGAGGGGGGCAGGACUGGUUUCCCUCAUCAUCAUCAUGAUCACAGCAGAAACAACAACAACAACAACAGCCGUCAGAAGGCAGCGGCGAUGCUUUCAGGCGGCCGUGACGGUGCAUUUGUUGACAACAAAGCACCAUGCGGGUCUUGUCUCCUGCAUCCCUACGCCGAUCGUACCGUUCCAUCUUCAACUCCCCUCCCUGGAAUUGGCUACAGACAAUCUCCCUUAACCCGGGACAUGAGACUGGAGCAGGACGAGGCAGGCCCACAUCCAAACUCCCAUUAUCUCCAGCGCAACUCACCUGCAACGAACGGGCCGCCCUGUCCGAUGGGCCAUGGAGAACAGGAGUCAGGUCCAGCGCAGAGCUCGGCUGCUUGCUUGGCCGGUGGCCGUGGUGCUGGCGUGGUGCGACAGCUUGGAGGGCAGGAGCACAGACUACCGCGAGUGGCCCCACACACCUCCCAGGAGCCCCAAGUUGUGAAACCAAAAAAAGAAUGCUCCAUACGGAUUAUAUCUGUGUGAGCAGGACCCAUAUUUGAUAUAAUGAAACAAAACAAACUGUAAAUAGUUUUAGUGGUUGAGUAGGUGAUGUUUUUCCUUACGUCAAUGACUGAAGGAAACUAAAAGGCAUAAUUCAGUGUGAAAACAGUGAGUACCAUUUCGGAGGCUGUGCCUUUGGUGAAAUUGUAUGGAGACACUGCCAUCUGUCUGUGAGAGUGAGCCAUUGCACUUUUAACGAUGCCUUUCUUGUACAUAAUUCUGCAGGCCAUUGUCAUUAUACUUGCGCAAGAUUUCAUUUAAAUAAAUACAUUUUAAAUGCA